Messenger RNA from Rhincodon typus (whale shark), 3319 nucleotides. It is a transcript of the gene ada, whose product is annotated as adenosine deaminase. NCBI's taxonomy places the organism in Eukaryota, Metazoa, Chordata, Chondrichthyes, Orectolobiformes, Rhincodontidae. Gene Ontology annotation, cellular component: external side of plasma membrane; cytosol. Bases 187 to 1281 code for a protein of 364 amino acids. Gene Ontology annotation, biological process: T cell activation; inosine biosynthetic process; purine ribonucleoside monophosphate biosynthetic process. The record is from RefSeq and is a predicted model, not a curated record. Gene Ontology annotation, molecular function: adenosine deaminase activity. The transcript has 11 exons.
AGUUGUGACAUUUGCUCGCAUUGGAUUUGUGGGCGGAACUAAGGCGGGACGAAAGUCUUUAAAAUGGACAUAGGCUGCAGGAAGUCGAGCUGUUGGUUGCCCAAAAGGAAAAGGGGGAAAACCAUCUAGAUUUUGCGUCUCUGAAAUAUCACGCUCACUGGGGGAAGAAAACAAAAUAGGCUGGACAUGGCACACAACUCAACAAACAAUGUACAGAUAUUCAACAAACCCAGGGUGGAGCUUCAUCUUCAUCUUGAUGGGGCUAUAAAACCUGAGACAAUUUUAUACUUUGGCAAAAAACGAGGUAUCGAAUUGCCGGCAGACUCGGUAGAAGGGCUUAUGGAAUACAUUGGAUAUGAUGAACCCCGCAACCUCACUCAAUUUCUUGAAAUAUUUAGCUACUACAUGCCAGCUAUUGCUGGAGACAGAGAUGCUGUGAAAAGAGUAGCCUAUGAGCUUGUGGAAAUGAAAGCAAAAGAGGGUGUUAUAUAUUUUGAAGCAAGAUACUGUCCUCAUUUGUUUGCCAAUUCCAAUGUUAUUCCCAUUCCUUGGAACCAAAAGCCAGGGGACCUGACUCCGGACGAAGUGGUUCAUCUUGUCAACCAGGGUUUCCAGGAAGGAGAAAAGCAUUUUAAAAUCAAAGCAAGAUCCAUUCUAUGCUGCAUGCGCCAUAUGCCAGAAUGGUCUGCUGAAAUUGUGAGCCUGUGUAAGAAAUAUCGCAAUGAAGGUGUUGUGGGUAUGGACUUGGCAGGUGAUGAGUCUUUAAACUGUAAAAUCAACUCAGGCCAUUGCAAUGCCUAUGAGGAGGCUUUUAAAAGUGGCAUCCACCGAACUGUCCAUGCAGGUGAAGUUGGACCCUCUACAGUGGUCAAAGAGGCUGUCAAUGUUUUGAAGGCUGAACGAAUUGGACAUGGGUAUCACACAAUCGAUGAUUCUUGUCUCUACGAGCAUUUGUUAAAAAAGAAGAUACAUUUUGAGAUAUGCCUCUGGUCCAGCUAUCUCACUGGAGCUUGUGACCCAGAUUUAAUGAAGCAUCCAGCUAUUAGAUUUAGAGAGGACAAAGCAAAUUAUUCUCUGAAUACUGAUGAUCCAUUGAUAUUCAAAUCUACACUAGAUAAGGAUUAUUGUAUUGCCUCAAAAUACAUGGGUUUCACAGAAGAUGAUUUCAUGGAAGCGAAUAUAAAUGCAGCUAGAUCCUGCUUUCUCCCUGAUAAAGAAAAAGAAGAACUUCUGUUGACACUAUAUGACGCUUAUGGAAUGGUACAGAGCACUGUGUGUUAAACAGCUACUGACAAAUAAUCCAUACAAAUAGGAAAUUAGUCUUCGAAGUGACUGUGUAAUACAUAUAAUUACAGACAGAAAAUUGAAAUUGUUUGUGAAUGUCAUUAAUAACUGUUCAAUUUAUGACCAUUGCAUAAUACAACUCUCUUUGUGACCUUAUGAGGAGAAUGCAAUACAGCCUAAAUUGACUUCAUGAUUUCAAUAAUUUUCAAGCUCUUUCCAAGCAAAAAUGUGACUCCAUCUUGUUUAUGAUGUCCAAAAUUAUUCAGGUAAUACUUUUAGAGAAUUAUUUAAGAUGCACAGAACAUUGCUUCAUAAAGUUCUGCUUUCAUGUAGAACAUAUCAUUUAGUCUGGUACCUCAUUUACAAAUAUCCCAAAGAAUAACUAAACCAUAGGUAAUAAAAGAUUUUUGAUGCGCCUGGUUUGUUCAGUUACCUUAGUUAGCUGUGGUGGCACAACCAGGAUUGUGGGCAAAUUCCAAUAUAUGGGAUACCGACUUAGACACUAGAUUUCAUAUCAAUAGGCAUCACAUAAUUAUAUCAUUUCGCUGAUGCAAUGUACGUGAAGAGAAAUUGUUUCUUCGGUUUAAUAUCCAUGGAAUGUGAUUGGGAAAAGAGAAGCUGGGAGGCUUGAUCAUUUCUGUCAGAGGACACAGUUGUUCUCUCAGACUGAAUGCACAUUAUUGGUGGAUAUUUGGAAUUAUAUUGAUGCUCUAUGAUCAGCAAUUGUUGAAUGAAAUUUCAUUUACAAUCUUUGACUUCAAAGUGAUUAGUUUGUUGUUAUUAGGAAGUGAAGUCAACCAAUUUUCAGUAAAGGAAGACCAAAAGCAGACCUUCCAGACAAUUUGGUGGUGUUAUUUCAACCUUGAUCUGGAUCUUCCAUCAAAUAAAUACUUGGGUACUUAAAAUUUAUUGUGUAAGUGUGGUCAGUAUAUUCACAUUUUGCUAUAAGAACUAAAUUUGAACUAUUUCUCUCCUGUUAACGUGCUUAGUAUAUGUAACUGUACAGGUAAUCUAUUGAAGCAUUUACAAUAUAUUUUUUGUUUAUCUCAUAUUCAUCAAUGAAUGUUCUUUUAUACUAUACUAGCAGCUAUGAUAAAUAUGAGCUUUUUGACAUCUACCAUUAGUUAUUUCCUCAACUUUUUUGGAGCCAAAGUCUAAAGGUUCAAAAUCCACCUGGUUCACUGUUAUCCUUUAGGAAAGGAAAUUGCCAUCUUUACCUGAUCUGCCUAUAUGUGACUCCACAUCCAUGGCAGUGUGGUUGACUCUUAACUGCCUUCUGAAAUGGCCUAGCUAGCCACUAAGUUCCAGGCCAAAUAAGGAUGGGCAACAAAAGCUGGCCUUGACAGUAAUGCCCACAAUCCCAUGAAAGGAUACAGAAAGAAAUCUGUGAACAUUUUAGUUGCAUCAUCCUUGCUCUGGUCUUCACAUGACAAAACUCGUCAAUAACACUUCUUCAAUGUAGAAAUGAUUAAGUUACCAUUGCCUCUGUGUUUAACUUUCUUAGAAGGCUUAGUAAUGAAGCAUUUUGCACAGCCAUUUUUUUGAGCGAAACACUGCUGAUGUUUACUCACAGCUCCUCAAAUUACACCAGCAAUGUAUAUUGCUGAAAGUUCUUUUUUCAAAAGUUUAUGGGAACAGUUCAAGAUUGAUGUCCUUUAUUAAAUGUGAGGAAGGAAGCAUUGCAUAUGCCUUUUAUAAUUCAUUCCUCUACGAAGUGCAGCUAAUGUAUAUUUACAGAUUUCACAUGUACCAAGGCUUUUUUUAAAUAUAUGACUUCGCAAAAGGUACAAAAACAUUUUGGAAUAGAGACUUUUCCAAACUCUAUUUCAAACUAUUCAUGAGUUACAGUGGUGUUCAUCGAAAUGUUUAUCUCUACACUAUGUAAAUUAGACUGAUCUACAACUACAGAGCGUGGCUACCAAUUCAAUAAAUGACAUUCCUCUACAGAAAACUCAUUCAAAAGAACUUGAUUAAUAUUUUGACCAGAGAUGCUCUGAUUUUAGAAAUCAACUUGAUGUGUGAAGAUGUCUUAUAA